AUUUAAUAAUAUUUACGUGAAAAAAAUCGUUUAUUAAAUGCAAUAAAACCGUUGUAUGUUUACACAAACGUUGAAAUUCGUAUAUUUAAUUUGUUUUCAAGCCAAUUGUUUUGGUUUAAGUUUAAAUUUGGUGUGCCACAAUUAAGUUUCGAAAUCCUUUGGCCAAAGAGAGAAAGAGAAAAAUCAAUUUUCUUUGGUAUAGAAUUAAAUCGGCGGUUUGGUAAAUGAAAUAAAAAUUACACUGCAUCGAACAUUCAAAGCAAUAAAAUAUAAUUUGAAAGAUUGUGAAAAAAAAUCACCAAGUGAAACGGUGCCUAUAGCUAGGGAAAAGAAAUUCAAUGCGUAUGGCAAGGGAGAGUAAAUAGAAUAGAGACAUACGUCAGUGGUACGACGGACCAUAUAAUAUGACAGCAAUUUUCAAUCAUCGCAAUGCAUGUGUUUUGUAAAGUGAGAUUUGUAUGUAACAAUUGUGCACUAGGCUAAAUUUUGUUUCAAAAAAAAAAAAUAAGAAAAAAAGACAAUUGAUUAUAUUAUGGCGCCCAUAAUGUGUGAAUUAUUAAGUUCUUGAUUUUCCGUAUUCGUUGGUGUCGAUUUAUAUGAAGUGACAUUCGUUGUUUACGCCUCAGUGGAAUUGAGCAAUAGUAGAAAGAAAAAUCGCGAAAAAGAAGAAAAAAAAAACAAAAUUUGAACAAAUGAAAAGUGACAAAACCAUGGAAAAAUCGAGCAGCAAAGCCGAAUUUGAUUCGGUGGAGUUCGAAAAACGUUUAAGCAAUUUAAAAGACACACAAGAUAGCAUACAGGCGCUAUCAGCGUGGUGUCUUCAAAACCGUACUCAUCACAAAAAAAUCGUUACGAGCUGGUUGCUUGUACUCAAACAGGUCAAAGUUGAGCAUCGCUUGACUUUGUUUUAUUUAGCCAACGAUGUAAUUCAGUACAGCAAACGAAAAAAUUAUGAAUUUGUCGAAAGUUGGGGUACGGCAUUACAAAGGGCCACCACAAUGGUUAGGGAAGAAAAAGUCAAACAUAAAAUUGAGCGAAUAUUUCGAAUAUGGGAACAGCGAGCCAUUUACAAUGAAGAAUUCUUGUCCGAUUUACGUGGAUUGCUGAGUAUAAAUCCAGCGAAAAAACCGCCGCCAACUGAAAAUGACGAUGAACAAGCGACUAUUACGGUGGCAAAUGUUAAAAAUUGCAUUAAAUUGGAAAAAGAAACUGAUCGAAGUUUUAAAGCUUUGCCAAAAGCACCAUUAUGUGAUAAAGACUCAAUUACCCAAUUGAAAGAUCGAAGUCAAGUUGAGGAAUUGGAAAAGGAAAUUAUUGAGAGACGUGUUAAAUUGGAGCAUUAUAUAAAAGCAUUAUCGAAUGAAAUCAAAGCUCGAACCACAUUGAUUUCAGUUUUGGAUCAAGCCGAUGCAUUCUAUCACAAUCAACGGGGUGAGGUUAAGGUGGUCGCAACAGCCUAUCGAAACUAUGGCAACAGCAUUAAAACGAUGAAACGAAGAUUGGAAGAUCUGACCAAGACAUUGCCAAGCCCAAUACCAUCGCCCGAUAUAAAUGCACCAUCACCGGGUCCACAAGAUAAUGACUUUGUAUUGCCGGGAGAGAAGAAUUUCAAUCAGAAUUCUUUCAACGCACAAACCAAUCGAAUGAUGGGUUACAUGGAUGGUGGACGUUUGCCGUUUGAUAUCAACGAUUUUUCGGCGUCGAGUCCAAAAGGAAACGAAGCACAUAUUCAGGUGAUCGAUUCAACGUCAAAGGAUAAUGAUAUAGAUGAUUUCUUCAAAACUCUAAUGCAUGAUACAUACACACCGGCAAUACCACCACAACCAGUGCCUGCCGUUGGAUCAUCAAAUUAUUAUGGAUCCGCAUUUCCAUCGCAACAAACAAGCACCUACGAAUUCGGUCAAUAUGAAAAUACAUCCACAACAAAUUUGUUCAGUGGUGAUGCAAACAAUUCGUCAUACAAUCAAUCGUAUUCGAGUACAUUUAAUGCACCAAUCGCACAACCGCCGCUGCCACCCUCAACCAAUCAACAGGAUAAUUGGGAAAUGGAUAUGUCAUGGAAUGCCAAUCAAGAGUCAAAUUUCAAUCAGUCAAUGGAUGCACCCAGAUCACCACCACAUUACGAACGUAAAGGCAUCAAUACAAAUGUCAUUGAAUACAUUGAACCGGGUGUAAAUGAUUCACAUAUAGCCGGUGCCGGCGAUGUCGAUCAUCGACAAUUAAUAUUGCCAAUGAAUGGAUUGAGUGCACUCGGGGCAAAGGAUCGUGGUCGUCUCAGUGAUGUUGAUCACCGGAAUUUAAUUUCAUUAACUGGUUCGCCAAAACUCACCGAUAAAGAUGCAAACGGUUCACAAAUCGAUUCAAUGAGAAAUAAUGCGCCAGACUCAAAGCUAUUGCCGCCUCCCUCACCGCCGGCUAUGCUUUUAUCAUCGAACAUAAAUACGUCAGACACAGGUAAAAUGAACGCUUCGCUAUUGCGAUUUCAAAAUACACCUUUACAACAGCAUUCACAUGCUAAAGCUUCACAAAAUCGUUCGCCAUCUAAAGCACAUAACGGACGUGACAAUACAGAGAGCAUUGACAUGGAGAUGUCAGACGAAGAUUUCGAUACAAUUCCAGACUUUCAGAAUAAAUCAGUGGAUGAUUUGCAAACGUCAAACAUUAACACGCGAUCAGAGGGUUUAUUGGGUGCAGCUCCAAAUUCGUACACAUCACCAGUCGACUCAAAGCGGCAAAAUCCAUUUCGAUCAAAUGCUCAAGAUGUCUUGCAUUCACUGCAACCACCUCAAAUGUUGCUGCAUUCAAAUCUACCGAUGCCAAGACCUGGUCCACGUCCAUUGCUAGACAUACCAACCGGUUUCAACAAUACACGACCACCAUUUCUUGGCCAUCAUAAUUCACUGAUGCCUGAUAUCGAUGCCAAUUCACCAAAUCAACCGCCACAAAAUCCAUUCUUAUUGAACAAUCCACGCGUCCUUUCACCGCAUCAAACGCAUUCACCACAAAUGAAUUAUCGCAACAAUAAUCAAUCGAUUCGUGGAAAUUCACCGUAUUUUAGAAAUCAAAAAGGUCCAAUGCGUGGCGGUUAUCGUCCAAAUUUCCGUGGAGGAAAUCGAAAUUGGAGCUGAGGCCAUUGACUGUAAUGUUGAGCCAAAAAACAAAGAAGGACAGCUUCGAAAACAUCUGUUUUGUGAGUAUGAUCGAGAUAAUCGGCCAACAACGAAGGACGGACCC
Contarinia nasturtii (swede midge) is the source of this 3234-nucleotide messenger RNA. Its product is annotated as regulation of nuclear pre-mRNA domain-containing protein 2. Gene Ontology annotation, cellular component: RNA polymerase II, holoenzyme. Gene Ontology annotation, biological process: mRNA 3'-end processing. The record is from RefSeq and is a predicted model, not a curated record. The coding region runs from base 693 to 3128 and encodes 811 amino acids. Lineage: Eukaryota; Metazoa; Arthropoda; Insecta; Diptera; Cecidomyiidae. Gene Ontology annotation, molecular function: RNA polymerase II complex binding. The transcript is spliced from 9 exons.